Xenopus laevis (African clawed frog) is the source of this 1079-nucleotide messenger RNA. RefSeq lists its product as uncharacterized. Gene Ontology annotation, cellular component: cytosol. Gene Ontology annotation, biological process: S-adenosylmethionine metabolic process. Lineage: Eukaryota; Metazoa; Chordata; Amphibia; Anura; Pipidae. The record is from RefSeq and is marked predicted. Gene Ontology annotation, molecular function: methyltransferase activity; S-adenosylmethionine-dependent methyltransferase activity; N-methyltransferase activity.
GAUCUUAUGAUCUGGAGCUAGAAUAUAAGGCUGCCCUCUUUGUAAAAAAUUAACCAACAUACUAAAGCAAGAUACAUAAACUGGAUUUAAGCUCCUGCGAAAGCACAUUUCAGAAGCAACCAUGUCUGAUUUUACUAAUGCCAGUGAAUAUGAAAAGCAGUUUGAUCCAAGGCUGUAUUUGGAAACAUAUUUUCAUUUAGGAUCAGGAAGUCUUGCAGAUGAUUUCUUGAGGUUCACUCUCGGAAAUUUCCACAAGAUUUUUACAGAAGGUCAAGUGAAGGGAACAACACUUAUUGAUAUUGGGACUGCUCCCUCCAUAUACCAGCUACUGUCUGCCUGUGAAUACUUUCAAGAUAUUACUGUCACAUGGUACACUAACAGAGAACUGCAAGAACUGCAGAAAUGGCUGAAUAAAGACCAAGGAGCAUUUGAUUGGUCUUCGAUAGUAAAACAUGUUUGGGAACUUGAGGGUAAAAGCGGAAUGCUGGAAGAAAAGGAAAAUAAACUAAGAGAAAGGAUUAAGCAGGUUUUACUGUGUGAUGUUAGCAAGAGUAAUCCAUUGGAGCCUGUUACAUUGCCAAAAGCCGACUGUCUCAUAUCAACUGUAUGUCUAGAAGCCGCCUGCCGCAAUUAUGAUUCUUACAGAACGGCACUGAAGAACCUUUCUACACUGCUCAAACCAGGUGGUCAUCUGCUGAUGGCUGGAGAUUUAGGAGCCAAUUACUAUGAGGUGGGCUCGAAUAAAGUCUUCUCUCUACCUGUAAAUGAGACAUUCCUGCAGAAAGCGGUGAAUGAGAGUGGCUAUGUUGUCAAUAAGCUGGUGUCUUUCGGGAAGCCAGAAGAUGCUGGAUAUGAUACUUCAGAUUAUGAAGGAUUUUACUUUAUUCAUGCACAGAAAUGCUAGUUUGGUUAAAUCAAAUGAUAAACAAACUGCAUAGCUUUCUUUUAUUGCUUACUGUUGUUAAAUUUUAAUUGCAGUAUUGUCUUUGAGUCUUACAUUUUUUCCUUGGCUUAUCAGAUUCUUCAUUGAUUUUAUACACUUGCUAAAAAUGAUUAGAAUAAAAGUCAUAUAUACAUUG